GAGCUCGUUCCGAGAGACGGUGGCUUGCUCUGGCCGGCUACAAUGGCAAAGCUGUAAAUAUGCAGCAAAGUCCUGCCCCUGCGAGAAAACGAGAAAAGGGGAGAGAUGAGGCUCCUGGAGUUCGUCUCCUGCGGCCACCGCACGGUGCUGCCCGAGGACUCUCCGCCGAGUCGGCGAAGGAUGAAGGAAGCGCCGCUGCCAAGCCCACGGCUGACGGAGGAGACGGCGGCACCGCCGCUGUCCCUGACGACUUGCGCUUAUGCUGAGAAGCGCCGGCGGAGGUCGGCAUCGCCAUGGCGGCCGUCGCUCGUCGCGAUCGCCGAGGACGGCACGCCGACGGCGACGGCGGGGGUCGCUGCGAACGGUGCGGGUCGGGGCGGUGGAUCGCGGAUGUCGAAGGCCAAAUCGACAGGGAGGGUUCUCGCUCGCACGCAACGAGACGACUUCCAGCACUAUGGAGUUCCCACGGUCCUGCCUACGUUUUCUCCCACUGCCUUCUUAUUCUGAAGCUCUCCGUGUGAAGAAUUAGAAGCAAAAUGUCUCAUGCUUUGUUGAUGUAAAUGGAAAAUUGUGGUUAAUGUGUUGUUUUUUUUUUUUAAAUGUGUUGCUUUUCAAUAAUGCAAAUUUGUGGUGCUUCUGUGCAUAAUUCAAUCGUUUUAUAAGUCUA
Messenger RNA from Elaeis guineensis (African oil palm), 667 nucleotides. RefSeq lists its product as uncharacterized. The record is from RefSeq and is a predicted model, not a curated record. Lineage: Eukaryota; Viridiplantae; Streptophyta; Magnoliopsida; Arecales; Arecaceae.